GAUCGGAAACAUGGCGGCUGUGGGUUUGAUUAGCCGUCCUGUGAGUGUCCUUCCAAGGUUUUCCAGUACCUGCUCUCCUGUGGUUCUGGCUUUCGGCCCUGUUGCGAUCCAGCACAGGCAGAUCCACCAUGCUCUCAUCCCUAAAGGAAAAGGGGGUCGCUCCUCGUUUAGUGGAAUAUCAGCCACUGUCUUUGGGGCUACUGGCUUCCUGGGCCGAUAUGUUGUCAAUCGCCUUGGUCGGAUUGGUUCUCAGAUUGUGAUCCCUCACCGGUGCGACCAAUAUGAUCUCAUGUACCUUAGGCCCAUGGGUGAUCUUGGCCAGAUCCUCUUUGUGGAAUGGGAUGCAAGGGAUAAGGAAUCUAUCCAAAGAGCAAUAUCUCACUCUGAUGUUGUGAUUAAUUUGGUGGGAAGAGAGUGGGAGACCAGAAACUAUAAGUAUGAGGACGUGUUCGUAACCAUCCCGCAGCAAAUUGCAAAGGCAUCACGCGAAGCCGGAGUCUCGAAGCUAAUCCACAUCUCCCAUCUGAACGCUGACAUCCGCAGCCCUUCAAAAUACCUGAGAAACAAGGCUGUUGGUGAGAAUGCUGUGAGGGACGAGUUUCCUGAUGCCAUCAUCUUGAAGCCCUCAGAGUUCUUUGGGAGGGAGGAUCGCUUUUUCAACCACUUUGCUAACAUGCGUUGGUUUGGCAAGGCUGUGCCUCUUAUCGCAAUGGGAAAGAAAACAGUCAAGCAGCCCUGUCAUGUGGUUGACGUGGCCAAAGCCAUUGUUAAUGCCAUUAAAGAUCCUGAUGCUAAUGGAAAAACAUUUGCGUUAACUGGGCCCAACCGCUAUCUGCUGCAUGAUCUGGUGGAAUAUGUGUACGCUGUAGCCCAUAGGCCAUUCGUACCCUAUCCUAUGCCACGUCCUCUUUAUCAUCUUGUCGCAAGCUUCUUUGAAAUGAAUCCCUUUGAGCCCUGGACAACACGUGACAAAGUUGACCGGUUUCAUACCACAGACAUGAAGUACCCAGGCCUGCCAGGCUUUGAGGACCUGGGCAUCACACCUUCUUCUGUGGAGCAGAAGGCCAUCGAGGUCUUGCGCCGUCAUCGCCGCUUCCGUUUCUUGGAGGCUGAGCUGUCAGAGAACAAGCCUGCCAAAACUGUUACCUAUUGAGCAGUCAGUCGGAGCCAGUCUUCUGCACUUCCUCACAUCGUGCUGUCUUGUUUUACUACGACUCUGUACAUAACUAAAUAAAUAAAAGAUGUCCUAUAUCCUG
This is a messenger RNA of Trichomycterus rosablanca, 1256 nucleotides long. RefSeq names its product NADH:ubiquinone oxidoreductase subunit A9a (gene ndufa9a). Gene Ontology annotation, molecular function: protein-containing complex binding. Gene Ontology annotation, cellular component: mitochondrion. The transcript is spliced from 11 exons. The record is from RefSeq and is a predicted model, not a curated record. The coding region runs from base 11 to 1153 and encodes 380 amino acids. Lineage: Eukaryota; Metazoa; Chordata; Actinopteri; Siluriformes; Trichomycteridae.